CCAGGAGUAGCCGUUCCCGCGGUCGCAGUCGAUCUCCCGCCGGCAGACGGCCCGCACGGCCAGGCAGUGGUGCCGCCACAGCCGCUCGUUGCCCUCGAUGACGCGGUGCCAGCCCUUGCACGCCGCGGACGCGUGGCACAGGCUCUCCACGUCCAGGCCGCCGAAAAUCCGGGAGCUCACCUCGGGAGGGAGGGCGGACACGAAGUCCCCCUGUCCUCCUCCUCCUCCUCCCGGUCCUGCUCCUGCAGCGCUGUCUCGGCCGCCGGCGCUCUCCGCGUCCAUCCCCGCGGCCCCGGGGCGGGGCGGCGUCACCGCGGCCGCUGUCGCGGUGUGUUGGGGCGGCCGUGGGCGGCAGCGCCCGGGGCUGGGCGUCCACUUGCCAUGUCCCUGCCGUCCGGGUGGGGAGGGUACUGGCUCGCCUGUUUGGGGGCGAAUCUCCGCGGUUUCGGGCCCGCGGAGCCGGCGCCUCGCCGCGUCACGGGGCGGCCGCGCGUCAUCAGGAGGCGGCGGCGGCGGCUCCUGCCGGGAUCGGGAUCGGACCCGUCCCCAUCCCCGUCCCGGCCCCGCGGAGCCGCGGGCCCGAGAAAAAACUCAAGAGGCUGAUGCAGAAGAAGCACCAACUGUUCAUGCUGUUGAGAUGUCCUGUAUUCCAUUGUUAAUGGAACCAUCACGUUCCAGCUCUGAGGUACAGGGAGCUGCAAAAAUGAGAAAUUAUGAUGCUGCCUCUAGACAUCUGGUUCCUCUUUCUGACGAUAAUGACAGUGAACAGUCAAAAUCUAUUCAAAGAAAGAGAGUGCUUCCAUCUUGGAUGCUGGAAGGAGAUCUCCUGGUGCAGAGGGUAUCUGAGCCCGUAAUGACAGCAGGUCACAGAAAGAAAAAAGGCCACAGAAGGGGAGAAAGUGUCAUGGAGUCAUUGAAAUCAGAAGUAAAUGUGCAACAGAAAAAAAGAUUAGCUUCUGGAGAAACUGUGGAGCACUUUGAAGGUGAAGAUCAAGGGAAAAGGAGCUGCUUUUCCAUCCCUAUUCCUUCAUCUCAGAAUACGUCUGGAUUUCCUCUUGAGAAUACCACGAGAGAUAUGGAAGGAAAUGGCAAGACUGGAACAAAAAACCCCGGAAGUUCUCUGGAAAAAAAUGAUAGGCAACUGCAUAGCAAAUGUUCUAGAAGAGUAGGUCAGACCUCCAGUAAAGACAAUAGAACUGAGAAAACAGAAAACAAAGAGCAGAGUACUGAUUCUACAAGCCAACAAGCUCACUGGGGCGGGACUUCCCAAUAUUGUGGUGCCCAGGAAGGGAUUCUUGAGCCUGAUGAAAGUAUGGAUUGCGAGACUGAGAUUUCUGAUUCAACCAGAAGUGCAGAUGCUUCAGAAAGCUCCAAAAAGAUCCAGCAUAAGAGGACACCUUGCAUGUAUGGAAGUGCCUGUUACAGGAAGAAUCCCAUUCACUUCCAGCAGUUCAGUCACCCUAAUGAUGACGACUAUCAUGACAUGGAGAUGAUAUCUCAGGAUAACAAUGACAACCGGCCCGAGUGUCCGUAUGGAACAGCUUGUUAUAGGAAGAACCCACAGCACAAGCUGGAAUACAAGCACACUGCGCCUCCAGGAACUGAAAGAAGAACCCGACAACGAACUUCAAAAAACGGAAAAAGGGCUGUGGAGAAAGACAGUGCCAAUGAUGGUGAAGCCAAUGAGUAUGACCUCAAUGACAGCUUUAUAGAUGAUGAGGAAGAGGAGUGCGAACCUACUGAUGAGGACUCAGACUGGGAACCAAGUUCAGAAGAAAAGGACAAUGAGGAUGUUGAAACACUUGUGCAAGAAGCAGGGCUGGUCUGCUUUUCCCAGAAUGUACAGAAAUGAUGUGGACAAAUUAGAUGCAAUAGGAGAAUGUGGCAUGGCUUCAGCUGUGUGGGAAGGGGCAGCCCUCAGUUCCAGGAUUGCAAGUCCUUGAGGAAUAAAAUGUAAG
Molecule: messenger RNA, 1958 nt
Organism: Pseudopipra pipra
Lineage: Eukaryota; Metazoa; Chordata; Aves; Passeriformes; Pipridae
Gene: APLF
Product: aprataxin and PNKP like factor
Exons: 10
Coding region: 98-1852 (584 amino acids)
Biological process (GO): double-strand break repair
Cellular component (GO): nucleus; site of double-strand break
Molecular function (GO): DNA-(apurinic or apyrimidinic site) endonuclease activity; 3'-5' exonuclease activity
Source: RefSeq, a predicted model, not a curated record